AUGUUACUAAUGCUUGGGUCCGCCCCGCGCUCAUUGCCAGCACGGCUGGCUUGUCGUCGCUAUACAGAUCGGCGCAUCCCUUCCAUUAUUCGAAGGUCGGUCGCAAACACGGCUUCCAGUGCCCGCCCCAUUGCCUAUACUUGGCUCACGCAGACUCCAGGCGCGAUCACCCCAGACGAUAUCAUUUCGAGUGCGCCUUCUUACCCCGAAUAUCUACCACGAUCCGAUGAUGUUCCUAUCUUUCUCGUGACCUGCGCUUUCGCAUCAUGGAUCGAGUUGUCGUCUCACACAUUCCCUGAACAAUGGAUGAGCCACUUUUUUUCAGGGUCCACCGAUCCUGUGAAUUCUAUCUUCGCAAUUGUCGAUAAGCUUCCUGAUACUCGACCACACGCACUACAGAAUGGGGAAAGCCCCAGCGCCCAGGAAGCCGACGGGAUAUCGGUGCUGUUAGUUAAUAGGGACAAUGUACAAGGUCAGCUCGCUGCGCCUCGCCGGGCACGAAGCAUGGAGGCCACAGAUUCAGGACUAGUAUUCUCAAUUCCGACAAGCGAUACUCAGGCAUCGAAUGGAGGAUUUAAGAAAUCCAUCCAUGAAGUAGGCCUGCGACUUGCAAAUACGAUCUUCAUCAAUGGAAAGGAGAAUACUCUCUUUGGAGCCCGUUGGAUCUACAAUACUGCUGCAAAGAGAUAUACACUCGACCGUGCGCUGGACUUGUCGAACUGCAUUGUCACUUCACCAGCAGCGAACGUUAGCGACUCUUUCGAGCUUCCAUUGUACCCCGUCGGGCAGCGAAGGAGGGUCAUUUCCAGUAUGGGAAACAUUCUCCGUCAAUUGUCCAAACAUACAGAUAAACACUCCCAAGAUCCCAUGCCAGCUUCCUUGGAGCUUGAGAAGGAUCUCCCUCGCUACAUUGCCGAACACAACAUCACUGACCAAAGGGUCUCCGUUUGGGCUUUAAUUGAGACGUCCGAGGAGGGCUACACGGCAGGCAAGGAGGCUUCUCAAGAAAGCCUUAUCGAGGCGAUCCGGAAGGGCGGUAAACUCCACCGAGUGAUGAGUGGCGGAGGAGGAUGGGGCAAGAAACAGGGCCUUCUAUCAUUAGACCCUGAAACAACAUUCAUGGAAUCAACCCAGAAAGACAGGCUACUGGGGCUCGAGGGACUCUUUACUGCGGGCGAUGCGGAAGUCUCGACGAAUUCACUGCCGUCGCCUCCGCCGCCGCCAUUCGAGAUGCGCGGCUUCGGCGAGGAUCUUUCCACUCUCUCGCAGGCUGCAGGGCCUGGCGACUACGUCCAAUUCUUCGUUUCCGUUGAACCUAGUCAUCCAGAUUGGCCGGCAUCUCGGACUGGAGGCAAUGCCUUCCAUUUCGGCGUUGUCUCGGACGCCGAGGCUGUUCCUUUGCAAAGGGAAUCUGCUGAACAGAAAGACCUUCGGGUAGUUCCUGGCUACUUUGGUGGGCUGUCGGAGAAAGCUAUAACCUACGUGCAACCCAUGGCUGGGAAAGAGUCAACUGGGGAAGUGCACGAAUCGAGCUCGAAGUUCGACAUUCCAGGAUGUCGGGUGGCAUUAGAGCUGAACUGA
Aspergillus fijiensis CBS 313.89 is the source of this 1581-nucleotide messenger RNA. RefSeq lists its product as uncharacterized. Bases 1 to 1581 code for a protein of 526 amino acids. The record is from RefSeq and is a predicted model, not a curated record. The transcript is spliced from 2 exons. NCBI's taxonomy places the organism in Eukaryota, Fungi, Ascomycota, Eurotiomycetes, Eurotiales, Aspergillaceae.